AUGUCGAACGGAGGAGAACCGGUGAAGGUGGUGAUCAUCAACACCAAGUACGUCGAAACGGAUGCCACGAGCUUUAAGUCCGUCGUGCAAGAGCUGACCGGAAAAGAUUCGGUAGUUACGAGCGAUCCGCCGAGGCGGAGGAGCCGGUUUUACCAUGAAGAGAUGAACAAGAAAGAACAGGCUGCCGGGGUUGGGAGUGCUUCAUCUAGGUCGGGGGAGUCGGUGUUGGUGAAGAAUUUGUCAUUCAAAAAGUUCGAAAGGCUGCUAAAGGAGAUGCCACCGGCGGAUGAUUUGUGGUGGAGGAUGGAGUGA
Messenger RNA from Hibiscus syriacus, 312 nucleotides. RefSeq names its product VQ motif-containing protein 1-like. Bases 1 to 312 code for a protein of 103 amino acids. The record is from RefSeq and is a predicted model, not a curated record. The transcript has a single exon. Lineage: Eukaryota; Viridiplantae; Streptophyta; Magnoliopsida; Malvales; Malvaceae.